GAGCGCGCCUGGCCAUUAGCGACCGGGAGCUGCGCGGACGCGAGGGAGUCGGGGCUCCGGGUGGUCGGCAGCAGCAUAGGCGCCCCGCGCAGGCUGGAGGCCGCCGAGGCUCGCCAUGCCGGGAGGACUGUAGCUCCCCCAUGGAGUCGGCCGACUUCUACGAGGCGGAGCCGCGGCCCCCGAUGAGCAGCCACCUCCAGAGUCCCCCGCACGCGCCCAGCAGCGCCGCCUUCGGCUUUCCCCGGGGCGCGGGCUCCGUGCAGCCCCCCGCCCCACCUGCCGCCCCAGAGCCGCUGGGCGGCAUCUGCGAACACGAGACGUCCAUCGACAUCAGCGCCUACAUCGACCCGGCCGCCUUCAACGACGAGUUCCUGGCCGACCUGUUCCAGCACAGCCGGCAGCAGGAGAAGGCCAAGGCGGCUGCGGCCCCCGCAGGAGCCGGCGGCGGUGACUUUGACUACACGGGCGCCCCCGGGGGGCCCGGCGGCGCCGCGAUGCCGGGAGGGACGCACGGCCCCCCUCCUGGCUACGGCUGCGCCGCGGCCGGCUACCUGGACGGCAGGCUGGAGCCCCUGUACGAGCGCGUCGGGGCGCCGGCGUUGCGGCCGCUGGUGAUCAAGCAGGAGCCGCGCGAGGAGGACGAGGCGAAGCAGCUGGCGCUGGCCGGCCUCUUCCCCUACCAGCCGCCGCCGCCGCCGCCGCCGCCGCACCCGCACCCACCGCCCGCGCACCUGGCCGCCCCUCACCUGCAGUUCCAGAUCGCGCACUGCGGCCAGACCACCAUGCACCUGCAGCCCGGCCACCCCACGCCGCCGCCCACGCCCGUGCCCAGCCCUCACCCAGCACCGGCUCUCGGUGCCGCUGGCUUGCCAGGCCCCGGCGGCGCGCUCAAGGGGCUGGCCGCCGCGCACCCCGACCUCCGCGCGGGCGGCGGCGGCGGCGGCGGCGGCGGCGCGGGCAAAGUCAAGAAGUCGGUGGACAAGAACAGCAACGAGUACCGGGUGCGGCGCGAGCGCAACAACAUCGCGGUGCGCAAGAGCCGGGACAAGGCCAAGCAGCGCAACGUGGAGACACAGCAGAAGGUGCUGGAGCUGACCAGUGACAAUGACCGCCUGCGCAAGCGGGUGGAACAACUGAGCCGCGAACUGGACACGCUGCGGGGCAUCUUCCGCCAGCUGCCCGAGAGCUCCCUGGUCAAGGCCAUGGGCAACUGCGCGUGAGACUUGGGGCGGCGGGACCGCCCUGGGCCGGCCGCUGGCUGGGACCCAGGGAGUGGUUUCGGGUCUCCGGAUCUCAAGACUGCCCCAGCGGCGCAGGCCGGGACUAGGAGAUUCCGGUGCCGCCAGAAAGCCUGGCCUGCCGCGCGCGCCCCUUGCCUUCCUCUGCGCCAGAUUCGGUGCGUCUAAGAUGAGGGGUCAGGCAGUGGUUUCUCCCUGCCGGAGAGGAGAAGUGCCAUGGGGCUCAGCCGGAAGCCCGGCAGCUCCAGUAUUAAGGAAUAACCUUGUGCCUUGGAAACGCAAACUCACCGCUCCGAUUCCUACCGAGUAGGUGGAGCAAAUACGUGCCUUGUCAUUUUAUUUGGAGGGUUCCUGCCUCAUUCCUGAGGCUGCAGGCCUCCAUGGGAGAAGGCAAUGUGCGGCCUAUGGCAGGAGAAAGGUUCAGGGAGCAGGGAUCCCAACAAGCCAGCCCUAGCCGCUCCUCAAUGCCUGUCCUCGGAGGGGAGGAGAUACAGGGACUUGGAACGUUGUUCCACUAGUCCUACAUGAAGGUGGAGGGUCCCUAGUUCCUUGCCUCUAAUCUCCCAGCCUGUGACAGGCUGGGCUUCCCUGGGCAGAACCCACUGAGAUGGGGGGUCACCAGGUGACCAGUGGGAGCCCCCUGCCCCCAGUCAGAUCAGAAAGUUAGGUCAUGGGUGAGCUGUAAGGACAUGUGUUCAUGGGAGUGGUGGCCUGGUGGAAGAGGGAAACCCAGAGAUCUGGUCGGGGGUGGGGGUGGGGUGAAGGGACACUGGGACCAUCAGCCUUGUACUGUAUGUUGCCAGCAUUGCAUACAAACAUGAAGCACAAUCUGUCCAUCCCAGAGGGACCGAAGUUAUGAGAAGCUUUCCAAAUAUUUUGCUUUAUCAGCCGAUAUCAACACUUGUAUCUGGCCUCUCUGUGUCCCAGCGGUGCCUUGAGCAAUGUGAAUGUGCACGUCUAUGCUAAACCACCAUUUUAUUUGGUUUUUGUUUUGUUUUGGUUUUGCUCAGAUACUUGCCAAAAUGAGACUCUUUGUCAGCAGCUGCAGGGAGGGUCUGCGGCUCUCUUUCCUUUUGGUUUUUGGGAUUGCUUUUGCUCCCAAGGGAACCAAAGAGGUGAGGUGGGCUUCCUCUUUCCCCGGGUGGGGGGGGGGGGUGAUGAAGGGGGUGUGGGGCUAUGGGCCUCGCUCCCCUCUGGCCUGGGCUGCCCACAGGCUUGCCCCCACCAGAGGCCCUGGCUCCUGGUCUGGAGGGAGGCGGCCUCCAGCCAGCACGCACAGAUCGGCGGGGCUGGGAGCAGGGAAGGACAGCUUGGUUCUCUUCUUUGGGGAGAACGCAGAGUUUCAUGCUAGAUGUUUUAUGUAUUAUAUCUAUAAUAUAAACAUAUCAAAGUAAA
This is a messenger RNA of Neofelis nebulosa (Clouded leopard), 2633 nucleotides long. RefSeq names its product CCAAT enhancer binding protein alpha (gene CEBPA). Lineage: Eukaryota; Metazoa; Chordata; Mammalia; Carnivora; Felidae. Gene Ontology annotation, biological process: regulation of transcription by RNA polymerase II; DNA-templated transcription; myeloid cell differentiation. Bases 141 to 1220 code for a protein of 359 amino acids. The transcript has a single exon. Gene Ontology annotation, molecular function: DNA-binding transcription factor activity, RNA polymerase II-specific; RNA polymerase II cis-regulatory region sequence-specific DNA binding. The record is from RefSeq and is a predicted model, not a curated record.